Messenger RNA from Naegleria lovaniensis, 921 nucleotides. RefSeq lists its product as uncharacterized. The record is from RefSeq and is a predicted model, not a curated record. NCBI's taxonomy places the organism in Eukaryota, Heterolobosea, Eutetramitea, Acrasida, Naegleriidae. The coding region runs from base 1 to 921 and encodes 306 amino acids. The transcript has a single exon.
AUGACUCCGAACAAAGAAGAAUCAGUUCAUCUCAUUACAAAUAAUUAUCAAGAACAAUUAGUAGGAAUACUAUGCCAAGUAAAAUCAGUUGUAACAGAAUCACCAACACAAAAAAAACAAAUAGCUGUGCUUUGUCAUGGAUUAGCUUGUCAUAAAAAUUAUUUUAUUUUCCCAAGAAUGGAGAGUGAAGAUUAUGAUACUUUUAGAUUUGAUUUUUCUGGUAAUGGAGAGAGUGAUGGUGAAUUCUCGUAUGCUAAUUAUGCUAAGGAGGUUGAAGAUUUACACUGUGUUAUGAAUUACCUUAAAGAGAAAUUAGGUUACUUUAAAAUUUCAAUUAUUGGACAUUCAAAAGGUGGAAAUGUAGUAUUGCAAUAUGCUAGCAAAUAUCCCAAAGAGUUGCAACAUGGAAUUGUGGUAAACAUUUCUGGAAGAUUUGACAUGAGCAAAACGCCAUUACAUCGAUUUACAGAGAGUGAAAGAUAUCAAUUGGAAAAUGAAGGACAAUUCCUAUGGAAGAUUUUAACAAUAGAUCGAUCACUUUGUGUCAAGAAUGUCUCAAACGACAAGACAGGACAAGACAAUCAUGAAGAUGGCGAAAUAACAAGAAGGUGCUAUGUGACAAAAGAAGCGCUCAAAGAAAGAGAGUUAUUGGACACAAAAAUUGAAUUGAAUCCUCAGUAUCCAUUAAACAUCUAUUCUGUGCACGGGGAUGAAGACGAUGUUAUUCCUUUUCAAGAUAGUCAAGACUUGAAUGAAUACUUGUUGAAACAGAUGAGAGAAAAGAAUUUAGCAAAUGGUUUUUCGCAUCAAGUAAUUGGUGUUACUGGAGCAAAUCAUUUCUUUACUGGUCAACAGGAAACGUUAAUCAGAAUUUUGAGAGACCUUUUGAGCCAAAACCAUGAAGGAACAGCUGACAGUUGA